Eufriesea mexicana is the source of this 523-nucleotide messenger RNA. RefSeq names its product tetra-peptide repeat homeobox protein 1. The transcript is spliced from 2 exons. NCBI's taxonomy places the organism in Eukaryota, Metazoa, Arthropoda, Insecta, Hymenoptera, Apidae. Bases 1 to 453 code for a protein of 150 amino acids. The record is from RefSeq and is a predicted model, not a curated record.
AUGUGCACCCUCGUAGCGGUCUUCCUCGUCGCGGUCCUCUCGGUGGUGGCUGCAGCCCCAUCGGGCCUGCUGGCGCCAGGUGCUGCCCUGGCUGGACCGCUCCUAGGACCUGCUGCCCUCAGCGGACCGAUCGUCGGACCCUCUGCUCUCGCUGGACCGGUAGUUGGACCAGCUCGCCUAUCCGGAGCCGUGGACGGUGGCGCUGUGGUCACGGGAGCUGUCGCUGGUCCCUCUCUAGUUUCCGGUAGCGUUGCCGGUCACGCGGCACCCUGGUCAGCACUUGCCGCGCCUGCGUGGUCACCUUGGGGAACCGUACUUGCUGGUCCAGCAGCCGCACCCGCAGCCCUCGCGGGCCCGAUCACCGCCCCAGCGCUCAUCGCCGGACCAUCCGGAAGCAUAGCAGCCGGUCCAGCAGGAGUAGGCAGUAUCCUACGCGCCGAUGGCCACUGGUAAUCCCCGUUUCAUCCCGGACCCCCUCCCCCCCUACACGCAAUGACAUCUUCGACUGAUCUCCUCCGAUGCC